AAAUAAAAAUAGAAUUUGCUGCACUCUUUCAAAAUAACAAAAUAUUUUAUUUUAAACAUUAAUAAAAAAAAUUAUUUAAAACUAAUAAAAUCGUAAAAGAGUCGGUAAGUAACAUAUGAGACUCAUAAUAAAACAAAUUUAGUAUGUCAAAAAAAGUGUGAUAGAAUACGUGUAGUUAACGUUAUCAAAAUUUGGAACUUACAUGCAGCAAUGCAUGCACACACACUCAAGAUCAAAUAACAAACGCCAUAAAUCAACCCGGAUCUCAUGGAUUCAUGUCUCCCCUUACAUGUUGACACCAUUUUCCCUUAAAAUAACAACACUGCCACUUCCACUUGAGCACUAUGGUAUUGGUGCGUUAACACCAAACCCACUUCCCUUCACAAAUCUCCAAACUUGAAAGUCCUUGAAGCACCUCACGCCACUAUGACUCCACCAACAACAACCAUCCUCAUCCUCAUCCUCAUCCUCCUCGGCGCCACCUUAUUCACCACCGUCUCAACCACGACACCACCAGAAUGCAGCCCCACAAACCCAGAGACACAGACCCUCCGUCGCGACAAAGUAACCGUGCUCAUGAGCGGGUUCUCGGAGUCCCGCAUCCCCCUCCUCCAAUCCCUGGCCGCCACGUACUCACUCUCCCCCAUCGUAUCUUCAGUCCUCAUCCUCUGGGGAAACCCCUCCACCCCAAAACACGUCCUCCACCAACUUUCCCUUAACCUCUCUCUUUCCUCCUCCUCCAUCUCCCUCCUCCCGCAACGCUCCGCCAGCCUCAACAACCGCUUCCUCCCCCGCAACCACAUCGCCACCGACGCCGUUCUGGUAUGCGACGACGACGUCCAGGUCGACUUGCACUCACUACACUUCGCCUUCCGCGUCUGGGAGCGGGCCCCACAUCGUCUCGUGGGGCUCUUCGCGCGCUCCCACGACUUCGACUUGAACCGGAGGGAGUGGGUCUACACGGUCCGCCCCGACCGCUUCUCCAUCGUGCUCACCAAGUUCAUGCUUCUGAGCGCGCGCUACCUCUUCCUCUACACGUGCGGGGGCGGGGCCCGCAUGGCGCGCGUGCGGGGGAGCGUGGAGGAGGUGCGCAACUGCGAGGAUAUUUUGAUGAACUUCGUGGUGGCGGAGGCGACGGGGGAGGGUCCGGUGCUGGUGGGGGCUAAGAGAGUGAGGGAUUAUGGCGACGCGAGGAAUGAGGAGGAGGAUGGAGUGAGCAGUGUGGGACUGAGUGGGAGGAAGGGGGAGCAUAGGAAGAGGAGAGGGUGGUGCAUAGGAGAGUUUCAUCGGGUGUUGGGGAGAAUGCCUUUGAGGUAUAGUUAUGGCAAGGUUGUUGAUUCUGUUGGGGAACAGGGGUUGUGCCGCAAAGGUGGCAAGUUGGUGUUUUGUGAUCACUGAUACACACAUAAUUAUGAGAUGUGCAUUCAGUUAUUUACUCACUAGAUAGAGACCGGAGAAGAAUGAAUGUGUAACCCUUUUUUUUUAAGUGAAGUUUCUUGUCUGUUUAUUGUGUACAAUUUUGGUAACUUGGUGAUGUAGAACAAGUAAUAUCACAUUGUAGAUUAAUAACACAUUGUGUUGGACAAAUUAAUAAAUUAUUUUACCAUUUGAUACCUA
Messenger RNA from Cajanus cajan (pigeon pea), 1617 nucleotides. Its product is annotated as Nucleotide-diphospho-sugar transferases superfamily protein. The record is from RefSeq and is a predicted model, not a curated record. NCBI's taxonomy places the organism in Eukaryota, Viridiplantae, Streptophyta, Magnoliopsida, Fabales, Fabaceae. Gene Ontology annotation, cellular component: membrane. Gene Ontology annotation, molecular function: glycosyltransferase activity.